CAUUGAUCAGUUUCCCCCACCACGCCAACCUUCACCCGCUCCGCAACCCGAGAUACUCGUCGACACCCAGCCGGUUUGCCGUAGCAUCAUCACUUCACGACUACCCGCGAUGGCCACUGGUAUGCUCGGAGAAGAUGGCAUCCACGUCGACAUGAACCACCUGAAAAAGGGCGAGGUCAACCUCGGUACCUCUAUCAUGGCGAUUAACUUCAAAGAUGGUGUGAUUCUAGGUGCAGACAGCCGGACGACCACGGGCGCGUACAUUGCGAACCGAGUGACGGACAAGCUCACACAAGUGCAUGACACAAUCUGGUGCUGUCGUUCUGGCUCGGCUGCAGACACACAGGCCGUGGCAGACAUUGUCCACUACCAUCUUGGCAUGUACGGCAUCACAAACGACGAGGCCCCUACUACGCAAACUGCGGCCGCCAUAUUCCAGGAACUAUGCUAUGCGAACAAGGACUCGCUAUCCGCCGGUAUGAUUAUUGCUGGAUACGAUCAUAGGCACGGCGGACAGGUGUACUCGAUACCUCUCGGUGGCUCUCUACACAAGCAGGCAUACGCCAUCGGCGGCUCGGGGUCUACAUACAUAUACGGAUACUGCGACGCGAACUGGCAAGAGAACAUGACGGAGGCCGACGGAGUGAAGUUCGUCAAAGGCGCGCUGGAGGAGGCUAUCAAGUGGGAUGGCAGCUCCGGCGGUGUGAUCCGCAUGGUGGUGCUCACGGCGCGAGGUGCGCAACGACACUUGUACCUCCCCGAUCAGCGAUACGAGGGACCGGGCGCCCAGUAGGGCAGGAUGAGAGAGGGCCAUAAUGGUGAUUUGGGUACCCAGGGAGACGGGGUCUAAGGGUUGCAGCGCAGGCGGUGGUGGUGGUGUCGACGUGGUGUCGGCCCCGAAGCACGAGCACACGUGUGGCAGCGUGUGUUGAGCCGUCAGCAUGGCGCGCGGCGGAGAGCUUCACGUAUGUAGUCUUGUGUGCUAGGAAAGUCUAGCCAGGAGCCUCCACUGCCAAGCAGGAGCGCAGAGGAAAUGCAACCAAUGACAUGCACGCGUUGAGCCAUACAG
Messenger RNA from Paraphaeosphaeria sporulosa, 1069 nucleotides. Its product is annotated as proteasome-domain-containing protein. The record is from RefSeq and is a predicted model, not a curated record. Lineage: Eukaryota; Fungi; Ascomycota; Dothideomycetes; Pleosporales; Didymosphaeriaceae. The transcript is spliced from 5 exons. Bases 110 to 793 code for a protein of 227 amino acids. Gene Ontology annotation, molecular function: threonine-type endopeptidase activity. Gene Ontology annotation, cellular component: proteasome core complex.